Molecule: messenger RNA, 2158 nt
Organism: Pipistrellus kuhlii (Kuhl's pipistrelle)
Lineage: Eukaryota; Metazoa; Chordata; Mammalia; Chiroptera; Vespertilionidae
Gene: ARTN
Product: artemin
Exons: 3
Coding region: 845-1720 (291 amino acids)
Molecular function (GO): receptor tyrosine kinase binding; growth factor activity; glial cell-derived neurotrophic factor receptor binding
Source: RefSeq, a predicted model, not a curated record
AGAGCCAUGUACGUCUGGUGCACCAUGAUUCUGCCUGAGCCCCUUCGGUGGUCCCUGGGGGCAAUAGGAUGAAGUCCAGGCUCCCGGGCAUGACACAGCAUCUGGCCUUUCUUACCUCUCUACACGUUACUCACCCCACUUCCACCCCACCUGCCAACUUGCCAUAAUUAGGCUCCUGAAAUACUAUCCCCCAGCUCCUACUCAAGCAUGAGCACUCGAAAUCCUCCUCCUCCGUGACCCUCCCUUCCUCAGCCUUGGGCACCCACUCCCAGCGGCGGUGUGCACAGGUGUGUCCCUCCUCCCAGCCCCGGGCUGCCAGGAUGCGGGGCGGUGGGGCGGCCGGAGCAGGGUCAGACAUGGAAGCCCCAGCCCAGAGGCUGGCCCUCCCAAGCGGGGCCGCUAAACGAAGACGCUAGCAGCGGGCAGGAGAGCAGAGAGCAGUCCCUGCAGGGUGGCCAGCCAGGGCCCUGAGCCGGCGCCAACUGGAGGGGCCGGUGGCCCAAGGCUGGGACGAUCCUGUCUCCUCCCUCUCCCGCCCUCAGCCCGGCCUCCCCGCUCCCUGCUUCGCGUGCCUAUAAAACUGAACGCCCACUUUCCUCGCCUCUCCGCCGCUCAAGUUCUCCACGCUGUGUCCUGGGUUUUCCACUUCCCAGUGUCCUCCCCUUCACCUUGGGGGGCCUAGCUGAGCCCGGGAGGGGUGGGGGCCGAAUCCCAGCGGGUGGAGCAACCAGGUGAACCCUGAAAGGUAGGGCGGGGCAGGGGCGCUGGGGCCCCACCCCGGGAUCCGGUGACGCCGGGACUGGAAUUUGACACCGGUCGGCGGCAGGCAUGAGGCUGCUGAGGGAUGGAGUUGGGCCCGGCCCCCAGACACGGCCCACGGGCUCCACCAGCAGCAGGUCCCUCGGGCCGCAGCCCUGGCUGCAUCCUGGACCCAGAGCCCCGCACUCGAGAGAUGGAGCCUGGACGAGGAGGCCCUUCCGUGCUGCCCUGCUGGCCCCGGCCUAGGAGGCAGCCCGCCCUGUGGCCGUCGCUGGCCACCCUGGUGCUGCUGAGCAGCGUUGCUGAGGCCUCCCUGGGCCUGGCGCCCCGCAGCCCCGCCGCCCUCGACGGCCCCGCGCCGGCCCCGGCGCCCCCCGCCGGCCACCUGACCGGUAAGUGGAGGGCAGGGCGCGGGGAGGCUGCGGGGCGGCCCGGGACCCCGCGCGCGCACGCAGGACUCCAACUCCGUCUCCCUCCAGGUGGCCGCGCCUCCCGCUCCUGCGGCGGCAGAGCCCGGCGGCCGCCCCCGCAGCCGUCCCGGCCCGCGCCCCCGCCGCCCGCGCCCUCGCCCGCGCCCUCCCGCGGGGGCCGCGCCGCGCGGGCUUGGGGCCGGGGCGUCCACGGGAGGCGCGGGAGCCGCGCGCGGGCCGCGGGGGCGCGGGGCUGCCGCCUGCGCUCGCAGCUGGUGCCGGUGAGCGCGCUGGGGCUGGGCCACAGCUCCGAGGAGCUGGUGCGCUUCGGCUUCUGCAGCGGCUCCUGCCGCCGCGCGCGCUCCUCGCACGACAUCAGCCUGGCCCACCUGCUGGAGAAUAAGGCCCUGCAGCCGCCUUCAGGCUCCCAGCCGGCCCUGCAGCCCUGCUGCCGGCCCACGAGCUACGAGGCCGUCUCCUUCAUGGAUGUCAACAGCACCUGGAGGACCGUGGACCAGCUCUCCGCCACUGCCUGCGGCUGCUUGGGCUGAGGGCUCUCCCCGAGAUGUACGGACGGCACCCUUACACGAGGAAGUCUUCCUGUCUGGAAGGGACCACGGGCCUCAGCCAGGGAUGGACACCGCCCGCCUCCGCUGGGCUUGUGAUGGGCAUCAGCCCUGCAGGAUGAGGGACUGGCAGGCCUCACCUUGCUCGUCCCAGCCCUACAGACAUCAGAGACCUCGGCUAUGAGACCUUAGGACCGCUCACUUCUCACGGACUCUGGCACCGAGCAGGCCACAGAGCCAGGACUCCUCCUCUGGAGAACCCAGCAGAGUUUGAGGUCUCAGCCUCCGCCUGCCCAGGUCCUGGGGGGACAGAAUGGGAGGAGACACACUGCCCUUGCACGGCUGAAGUGCCUAUAGUGGAGUGGCCUGGUACUCACUCCAGAGACCUGGACCCCUAUUUAUUAUUUCUAAGUUAUUUAUUUA